GUUGAUAAUCGGACUUGUCGUCGGAAGUGAACUGCCUGAUCGAGCUGAGUGGCUUUGGUUUUGCGGAUUUACGACGACAGCAGAAAGACGUUAGUAUCCAAGAAGCUGGGCAGCUGAUAAAAGGCAGCUUCCAGACAGAGGUUUCCCACUUUCAUUCAAGAUGGAUUCAUCCGAUGAUGAUGAGUCAUACGUUUGCAAAAUCUGCCUUAAACAAUUUGGCUGUGAGUCUUCUCUGAAAAGACAUUCAAGGAGUGUCCAUCAAAAGAUACAACAUAACUGUGAUUUUUGCGACAAGUCAUUUACACAAAAAUGCAUUCUGCGAGAUCAUGUGCGAGUCCAUAAGAACGAGAAACCAUUUCUCUGCGAUGUAUGUGGUAAAGGGUUCUCUGGUAAAGCCAAUCUCAACAUGCAUCUAAAAAUCCACAGCAAUGAAAAAACUUCCGUUUGCGCAUUUUGCGGAAAAGCUUUCUCCAACCGAGGCAAUCUCAUCAGACAUGAGAAAAUCCACACUAAGGAAAGACCUUACACAUGCGAUGUAUGUGAUAAGACUUUCACGCAAAAAGGCUCGUUAAGAGAUCAUCUACGACUCCACAAUAAUGACAGACCACACUCAUGUGAGGUAUGCGGCAAGGCGUUCGCCCAAUUGUCUAAUCUUAAGACACAUUUCAACAGGAAACAUUACGUUGUCACAAGUGAGGAACAACCGGAUGGUUUCGAGAAAGAAUCCCCUGAAAAACAACCUUCUGAGAAGGAACUUCUGGCAGCUGACUCUACUUCCGAGGAUAAUGUUUGCAGGAUUUGUAACAAGUCAUUCGCGAAGAAAGGCAGUCAACAAAAUAAGCGCCGUUUACGCAGUAGCAAGACGCAAUUCACUUGUGACACCUGCGAUAAAUCAUCUGCCCAUCAAUCAAAACUACCAACUCAUAGCAAGACUCGCCAUUCAAGUAAAAAAACCUCAGUAAACAUAUUUCGUUGUACCUUUUGCAAUAAGAUCUUCUCACAGAAGUCUAAUCUUAAAACGCAUCUGAGAAUCCACACUCUGGAAAAACCAUUUGCUUGUGAGUAUUGCGAUAAACGUUUUACGCAAUCAAGCAAUCUGAGGAAACAUGUGAUGACCCACACCCUUGAGAAACCGUUUCCUUGCGACGUUUGUGGAAGGAGCUUUUCUCAGAAGAGUAAUUUGAAGAAGCACAAGAGGGUUCAUACAAAUGAUGAGAAUACUUCUAGGAGGGCGACCAAAAGGAGCGUAACUCAACCAAGAGAUGAACCGUUCAUUUGCGAUGUCUGCGGGAAAUGCUUCACACAAAAGGCUAACGCCAAAAGGCAUAAAAUGAUACACACCAACGAGAGACCUUAUGUGUGUAACAUUUGCGGCCGAGCCUUCACAAAAAAUGAAUGCCUGAAAAACCACCUUCUGGUCCACUUCCCUGUCUUAAUGCGGAAAUCUUUUGUCUGUAAUUUUUGCCAUAAAAGCUACGGUAAAAAAUCGCAAUGGCUACAACACCAGAAAUUGCACUCUGACAACGAAGGUUUAGAUGUUGCUGACCAAUAAUAUAAUAAUUUGUAAUAAUAAUAUUGAAGUCUUAUAGCGCACGUAUCUACCACCAAGGUACUAAAGGCACUGAGAUACAAAUUUUCAGAAAGGUUUUUAAAGUUACAGUAUAUAAACGUAUUCUGUUAGUAGACCCAAUUAUGUCAUGGAUAAGGGUUUUACAAGGUGCUUCGCCAAAAACACAGGGGCGAACCUCCAUCUCUUUUUGAUAUGUGCACUGGGUUCUUUUACAUGCGUUACACAACUCAUGGGACCAACGGCUUUAUGUUUCUUUCAAUGGACGAAGCAAUGGUGCAAAGUUCCGAUGAGCGAAGCAAAGUGUCUUGCUCAAGGACACAAGUAUCAUGGCUGGGGAUUCGAACCCACACUCUGCUGAUCAGAAACACCAGAGUUUGAAUUAUGUGCUCUUAACAAGACACGACCACGACACUUCCGAUAGAAUGCCCAAAGAGAUGGCUACCUUGUUGAUAGAUACGUGUGCUAUGUAAGACUUUGAUAUUAUUAUUAUUAUUAAUUUAUUCUCCAAGGACCUAGGCCAAUUUCCUAGUAAUUUUUAAGGGCUGGAUUAUGCGCCGAGUUGAAUGGUCGUUUAUUCUCAAGGCAGCAUACAUGAUGUAUGACCAACCACUCUUUUAUUUCCAUUCAUACCCUUUUUGUAAAAAAUGUGUAAAAAUAAAGAGUUUUAAGUUUAAAUGAAUUUUAAAAAAGUUGUUUGUUAGACCUACAUAAUGAUAGAUUUUAUAUGAAACAGCUUACAUAAUUUGCAUAUUUGUGAGCUCUGGUAAACAAUUGUUGUUGUAAACAUAUGUAUGUACAUGUACAUGUAUAGUGGUCUCGCUGGCAAAUCGCUUGAAAAAUUGACGGGCAAUCCAUUCAAGUGUAAAUGAACCAUUUGAUCGCAUAGCCAAGCACAAAAACACUCACCCACUCACACAAGUGGUUUACACUUUAACUUUUGAUUUCAACUUUAUUUCAUCCACUGCUUUAAUUUUUAAAUAUUCACCAAAAAAAAAGAGAAGUCAAAUGUCGCACUCACAAGAGCAGUUUUCAAAUUGCCCAUAGUGGCCAAAAAGUGGCUCAUACCAAAAUGCCCAUAGCGGCCUCAAACAGCCGCAAGGUUUGACCUAUGCGUACAUUGUACAUGAACUUCCGUUCACAUAAAGAGAUCAAAGUAAAGGUUAAACCAUGUACAGAUAAGAAAUUAUCCAAUGUAGUGUAGUAUCCAAUAUAAAUGUAGUAUCCUUGUUAAAGGCACAGCCGUCGAUUUCACAAAGAGUUAGGACUCGUCUUAUCUCGAGUUAGGACGAGAAACA
Asterias rubens (European starfish) is the source of this 2865-nucleotide messenger RNA. RefSeq names its product gastrula zinc finger protein XlCGF26.1-like. Gene Ontology annotation, biological process: regulation of transcription by RNA polymerase II. Gene Ontology annotation, molecular function: RNA polymerase II cis-regulatory region sequence-specific DNA binding; DNA-binding transcription factor activity, RNA polymerase II-specific. Bases 161 to 1552 code for a protein of 463 amino acids. Gene Ontology annotation, cellular component: nucleus. NCBI's taxonomy places the organism in Eukaryota, Metazoa, Echinodermata, Asteroidea, Forcipulatida, Asteriidae. The transcript is spliced from 2 exons. The record is from RefSeq and is a predicted model, not a curated record.